AUGUCACUCGGUCGACUCACCAUCAACAUCAAUUCCCACAAGUCCGGUACCACCUGUCACGGCUCACCGCCAGACCAAACCACCAAAGGAAUCCACCAUCCGGUAUCCCUCACCAGAAACUGGCCAAAGCCUGACAUGUCUACAACACACAUGACAGUCUGGCUGUUGCUGUGUAGCUUAAUGGUUAGACAUUGCGCUUGGACUUCUGAGCACCCCUGUUCGAUUCAGGCUUAUUGCUACUUUUUCGUUCCAAAUUAUAUUCGUCUAUAUUUUUUCUGUAAUAAUGUUGUUUCCGAUCUGGGUUGGUCUUCCUUUUACUAUAACAAAGUCAAAAGUCAUUAUACUUUGGUUAAUGCUCAGGAAGAUGUUACUGCACAUAAAGAGGUACUGUGGUUAAUCAUCUUCAAAUUGUACGGAUUCAUCAAAAUAAUGUCCGACAAUUUCUUUUUUCUGUAA
Molecule: messenger RNA, 456 nt
Organism: Phycomyces blakesleeanus NRRL 1555(-)
Lineage: Eukaryota; Fungi; Mucoromycota; Mucoromycetes; Mucorales; Phycomycetaceae
Exons: 2
Coding region: 1-456 (151 amino acids)
Source: RefSeq, a predicted model, not a curated record